AUGGGGCCUCCUGAUACUAAGAGAAGGGAUAGGCGGUGCGAAUAUCACAAGGACCAUGGCCAUGACACUAACAACUGUUAUGCAUUGAAGGACCACCUGGAGGAAUUAGUGCAAGAUGGCCAGCUGGCGCAACAUGUCCGAAAGAAUAAUCCACUGAACACGGUAACUCUACGGCCGGAUUCACCUCCACUUGGUGUAAUUCACAUGAUAUACAGCCUACCGUUGCCAACCCAAGUACAUACAAUUCAGUUGCAACCUAGCCUAUCCAAGCCGAUCACACUAGCUAAACGGCCUCAUGAAAUUGGCAAGAUCAGCUUUGAUGACACUGACCUAGAUGGAGCAACUCUCCCUCACGCUGAUCCCCUCAUCGUUGAGCUACGCGUGAACCGAUUCACAGUCGAGCGUGUUCUUAUUGAUUACGGAAGCACCUUAGGAAUAAUGUAUUAUAAGACAUUCGUUAAACUCGGCUUCACUAAUUCGGAUAUGUUAUCGGCCGAUUACCCAUUGUUCGGCUUCAAUGCCAACCCCGAGUAUCCCUUGGGGAGGAUCACACUAGCAGUACAGGCGGGUACCAAAUCAGUCGACAUGGAAUUUCUAGUGGUCAAACUCCCGUCGCCAGACAAUCUUAUCAUGGGAAGGACCUGGUUGCAUGCUAUGCAAGCUGUGCCAAGCACUUACCAUCAACUACUCUGCUUUCCAACUGAAUAUGGCAUUGAGCAAAUUCGGGGCUCUCAGAAAUCGGCACAGACAUGCUAUCUUAUUGUUGCUGCAAAAAGGCCAAAGGAACCAGAGGUGAACGCAAUUGAAGUACCGGAUCGAGAGAGUCUCGAGGACAUUGGAAAAACCCCUAGCGAGAAGGCAACCAAAGACCUUGAUCGGAUCGAAAUCAAUAGAAGCCCAGACAAAUUCUUCAUAAUCGGCACUUCCUUGAACGAAGUUGACAGACGUGAGUUUGUUUCCUUCUUACUCGGCAUGUAA
Camellia sinensis is the source of this 978-nucleotide messenger RNA. NCBI's taxonomy places the organism in Eukaryota, Viridiplantae, Streptophyta, Magnoliopsida, Ericales, Theaceae. The record is from RefSeq and is a predicted model, not a curated record.